GCUUCAAAAGUCAGAGUCCCUAUAAAUACCGUUGAAUACGCGCAUCUCAUGUGUCAGAAUUUGCAUGUAAUAGCGGAGCGGAGAAGCAGAGAACUAUCCUGAAUGGGGCCCUGCUUAUCCCGGAGUGAGACGGCGAAACGUCGGCGGCCGAAACCAAACCCGUUCCGUUCGACAUCGGUCGCGGGAGGAAGAAAUCCGUCGACUAGGAGGCAGGACGUCGUGUUUCAGGACCAUGAGCUUGCCGCCGCUGCGGUGGCAAUCCUCUGCCAACGGAAGUUGCAGAGCGGAGGCGGCAGUGGUGACGGCACGACCAGCUCUGAUAGUUCUGCAUUGGCUUCCACUCUUCAGCUAUUCAGAUCGACGACUAGGAGGAAUCAUCAGCUGUCUCCUCGAAGUUUGAGCUCCACGGCUCGAUCCCCUGAUCUAUUGCCUCCGUCUCAACAACUCACUAGUGAGGAACUGUGUGUUGAUGGUUUGGAGGCGAGCCAUUUUGUUCUCGUUCACGGCGGUGGUUUUGGGGCUUGGUGCUGGUAUAAAACGAUUUCGCUUCUGGAAGUUGCUGGAUUUAGAGUUACCGCACUAGAUUUAAGUGGGUCUGGAGUUCAUUCCUUUGACACAAAUUGUGUUACAAGUCUCUGUCAGUAUGUCAAGCCACUUACAGAUUUUCUCGAUCAACUAGCUGAUGGACAAAAGGUGAUCUUGGUAGGGCAUGAUUCCGGUGGUGCUUGUAUAUCAUAUGCAAUGGAGCUUUUCUCUUCAAAAGUCUCCCGAGCUAUUUUCAUUGCUGCUGCUAUGCUAACCAAUGGGCAGAGUACACUUGAUAUGUUCUCCCAAAAUCAGACAAAGGAAAAUGAUCUGAUGAUGCAAGCUCAAAGAUUCAUUUACGGUGAUUGCAAGAGUAGUAAACCCACUGCCAUUGACCUGGACAAAUCAUUCUUGAGGGACUUGUUAUUUAACCAGAGUCCUGCUAAGGAUGUUUCUUUAGCGGCAGUGUCGAUGCGGCCAAUUCCCUUCUCCCCAAUUCUGGAGAAGCUUACAUUAUCAGAUGCUAAGUAUGGGUCUAUUAGACGAUUUUACAUUGAAACUCCAGAGGAUAAUGCUAUCCCCAUUUCUCUACAGCAGACCAUGAUUGACCAAAGCCCUCCAGAAAAGGUUUAUCAUCUUAAAGGCGCAGAUCACUCGCCAUUUUUCUCCAAGCCUCAAUCCCUUCACAAAAUAUUGGUAGAAGUCGCAAGAAUCCCUUCAAAAACAUCAUGAGAGUUCAAUGUGAGUAUAGAGAGAAGUGAGGUGGAAAGGAAAAGCACAAAUUUUGUAUACACCGGAAAUUUUGCAAAGCAAGAUCGUAGAUAUAUAUACUUCGUAUACUGUGUAAUGUAAUGUAAUACUCACUCAGUAAUACACGAAGUCUCGCCUUCGCAAGAUGAAAGAAUUUGUGUGAAUUUUCAAGUCAAAUUUGAUUAAGUUUGACCAUUUUUUUCAUGAAUUGAAAUAUGAAUAUCAUUCAUUUUAGUUGAUCUCAAAAUCUUUUGGAACUAAGAUUUGAAUAUUAUUGGUGUUGUGUAUUGCUUCAAAGUCAUCUUGCUUAAUUUCUUUU
This is a messenger RNA of Cuscuta europaea, 1594 nucleotides long. The record is from the annotation of a GenBank genome assembly. Lineage: Eukaryota; Viridiplantae; Streptophyta; Magnoliopsida; Solanales; Convolvulaceae.